CCAACCCGGAAGUGUUGCGGUGUAGAACGAGUGUCUCCUCCCUGACAACCACGUGCUCGAGGGAACACAACACUGUUUUCUCGCCUCCUCAUUGGUCCGGCGGUGAUUAAGGGGAUCGGAUGUAAGUAGAUUUCACAGAGAGGUGAAGGUUUAAAGAAAGUGGGUCAGACUUCUUCAGAGAAUCAGAGCGUCCUCCCUCUCCUCUUCUUCGUCUCCUACCGGUAAACAAGGCGGAGGUGUUGACCAGAAUGAGUUAAACUAAAGUUGGGAGUCUUGCUGUGAGGAGUGCGACCCGAGGCUGGGGCAGACAUGGUGGAGGUGUUCACCGGGAGGACCCUCCUCAACAAGGACGGGGACAUCGUGGACCCGGAGGAGGCGCUGAGGAACAAGGUGGUGGGGAUCUACUUCUCCGCCGGGUGGUGUCCGCCCUGUCGGGACUUCACCCCCGUCCUGUGCGACUUCUACACGGAGCUGGUGGAGGAGGGCGAACCUCCGGCACAGUUCGAGAUCGUGUUCGUCUCCUCCGACAAGUCCAGCGAUGACAUGGUGGAGUACUACCACGACAUGCACGGGGACUGGCUGGCUCUGCCCUGGACGGACGAAUACAAACAUGAGUUGAAGCAGCGUUUCAAUAUCACGUCGGUGCCCAAACUGGUGAUCGUGAAGGAGAACGGAGACGUGAUCACGGAAAAGGGCCGGAAACAGAUCAGAGACCGAGGCCUGGCCUGCUUCAGGUCCUGGCUGGACGCUGCCGAGGUCUUUCAGAACUUUAAUGGUUAGGAGACGACUUCACGUUAAGGAACCACAGCGAGGCCUGAGCGAAACCAAAGUGAAGAAUUCCUGUGUCCGGGCUAAAAGGGAUAGGAAUGAUCCAGAAGCAUUACUGUUACACAAUAAUCUGUUUAAUUUAGAUUUCUCUCUCUUUUUUGCUUUUUCUGGUUCUAUAUUGGACACUUAAACUCUGAAGCACUGUACAAUCCUUCAAAAGGAAAGAUUGAACUCCUCACAAGUCAUGAUUAGAUCUUUUUAAAAUUGUCUUCAACCAAUGAUCCUAUGCAUUUAAGAGAAAUCUCAGGCUUCUCUGUCGUUGGGCUUUAGGAAAUCCGUUCUUUAUUGUUAAUAAUGGAAACCGGCUACAGUAAAUUUGCAUUGUUAAAAAGGAUAUUGAACUAAUGUUCUUUAUAAGCUAUUGCACUAAUUGAACAUACAGCUGAAUCCCACCUGCAGUGAAGACAGCCUCUCUUCAGAGAGCUUGCCUUUGUAUGUUUCCAAAAGUUUGACUUGUAGUUCUACAUUGAGCUGCCUGUAUAUUUUUUAUAUCCUGUUUUUUUAUGAGUUGCUAAGAAUGUUAAUUGUUAAAAUAUACAUAUAUAUUCUGUGGA
This is a messenger RNA of Platichthys flesus (European flounder), 1382 nucleotides long. It is a transcript of the gene nxnl2, whose product is annotated as nucleoredoxin like 2. The record is from RefSeq and is a predicted model, not a curated record. The transcript is spliced from 2 exons. NCBI's taxonomy places the organism in Eukaryota, Metazoa, Chordata, Actinopteri, Pleuronectiformes, Pleuronectidae. Gene Ontology annotation, biological process: photoreceptor cell maintenance; sensory perception. The coding region runs from base 310 to 780 and encodes 156 amino acids.